AUGUCGACCACGUCGAUUUCGCGCGAGGAAGAGCGCAAGCCGCUGAUGGAGGAGUUCUACCGGCAGCGGCGGAUUCUGCUCGGCUGCACGGUGCUCAUCGGCGCGGCGGCCUUCAUCUGGAUAGUGGCCAUCUCCACCGACCACUGGUUCGUCGUAACAGGUGGCCAAGGAAUCUUCAUCCCGGAAACGCGCCGAUACUUCAAAACGUCCCACUCGGGGUUGUGGAAAAUCUGCCGCUACGGCGUCAUACCGGCCGUGCUGGCGCAGGCCAACGUGACGCGCAACUUCACGACGCUCUCGUUCGUCAACGAGAACCGCAUCGCCACGAUGCGCAAGACGAUCGCGAAGGAACCGUACAUCCAGGACUUUCUGGCCACCGACCUGCGGACGGACAACGUGUCCGACGUCGACGACACCUUCCGGCGGCACCUGUUCGCGUCGUGGAUCGUGAACGAUGCGGGCCAGUUCGGCGAGCUGCGGACCGUCUUCCACGAGCUGACCGGCAAGCUGCGCCAGCAGGACAACGUGGCCGUGCAGAAGCUGAAGAACCCGCCGCUGAUGAUGCUCGACCCGACCGAUCUGAACGGGGUGCGGGAAGCGCUGAAGGAGGAAACGGUGGCCGCCGUCGUGGAGACGGUCAUCAUCAACUCGACCGAAAUCAACGUGCUGCUGCCGCAGGCACUCAAGGAGGCCCUGUUCGACGGGUGGGAGCAGAAACCGGGCGUCAUCUAUCUGCUCUGGGCGUUCGCCAAGGCGAUGAACAUCCCGCCGUACGUCGUCAGCCCGAACGGCACCAAGUACAUCAUCCGGCCGCCGAUUCCACCGAAGAAGGGCCGCAUAGCGAACGGCUACGAGUACACACCGUUCAAAAAAUGCAAAUUCCACAAUCUUUUCCCGAGCGAUGACGAAAUUCAGCAGGAUCCUUCCAUCGACGACGAAUUGCUAGAAAAAGAUGAAGCAUUCUACAAUCCCGAGUUCCAGUCGGAAGACUACAGCCGAACCGAGGCCUCGUUUGCGUGCAUCACCGUGUUCGUGAUGGUGAUGGGUUUCAUAUUUUCGAUUUACACCUUCCUGAAUCCACGAUACAUGUUCAAGCGGUUAGCCGGAGGAAUACAUUUCAUUUCUGCGGCGACGAGCAUCGUCGUAAUUCAAGUGCUAGUGGCUUCCGUGGAGUACGAAAAGGAAAACAUAUCCUACACCUUCCCGAAAGGUGCCAAAUAUAGUUACGGCUACGGAUUCUAUCUGGCGUGGUUCGUCUUUCUGUCGAACAUCUACGCCGGGCUGGCGUUCAUGUGGUACUCGAAGAAAAGGAAAGGCAACAAGGCGGCCACCGAGGAGCUGGGCAUGGCCGACGAACCGAUCAAUAUUGGCCGAUAGAGCGACAGGCAGACGAGAGUGACGACGGUGGGCAUCGACAGUGGACGGUCAAGCCAAAGACCAAAGACAACCAACUACUGGAUCCUGGAGGGGGACGGCCGGUCGAUAAAGACGAAGGUAGGAGGACGCGAUGGUGGAAGGGGAUUGGCGAGAAGUGAUUCGUUUCUUUUUAAUUCGCUCUCCAAGAUCCUUCAAGCACGUCCGAAUUCGAAGCGAAACUACUCUAAUAACGAUGGACAACAAGAAGCAUUAAGACAUUGUAUUUCUUCCUUUUUUACGCGAAUUCGUAUUUUGGUUUCUUCUUUUUGUAACUAUUUUUUUAAAUACUCUAUAUCUCACUCAUGAUUCGAUUUUCUGUUACGAUUUUACUGUUACAUUAACUGUUAUCGAAAUAAUAAAGAUA
Messenger RNA from Anopheles coustani, 1780 nucleotides. RefSeq lists its product as uncharacterized. The record is from RefSeq and is a predicted model, not a curated record. NCBI's taxonomy places the organism in Eukaryota, Metazoa, Arthropoda, Insecta, Diptera, Culicidae. Gene Ontology annotation, cellular component: plasma membrane. The coding region runs from base 1 to 1377 and encodes 458 amino acids. The transcript has 7 exons.